AUGCAUGAGGCUACGCUUGAUGCACCUGAUUCCACAGUACCUACAUCCCCCUCCUCAGUGUGGACAUCGGCCGCGCAACAGCGAUGGCCACAUGCGUACGAUCGCGACGCAGCUCGUGUCGUGCGAGAUCAGCGCCACCGUGCGCAGAUUCAGGCAAGGCUUCAAAGCGCUGCCAUCCGUCUAGGGUAUGCGUAUGCAGCCUCUUCCGCCAUGGCGCUCUUCACUACGGCGCACAACCAGCAGCUCGCAGAUCGGCCGUCGAUGCCACGCUGGGGAACAGCAGCGAUGGCCUUGGCUGCUGCGAUUCUCUAUGCUGUGCUGCGUCGAGAUGAUCGCAUGGUCGACGUAGCGACCAUUGCCAUCGCGACGGAUGUGCCGUACACGGCGGUGGUGCGUGCGUGUCAAUCGUUGCGUGCGUUCUCGCAAGUGCCCACAGUCCACGUCCAAGAUCCAGCGCUGUAUAUACCCAUUUUUGUCUCGUACCUGGCAUCGAUUGAGCCGCCUACGUCGCUUGCGCAGCCACUGGGUCUUCACGUCGCGCGCCUGCCUUCGUGGACAGAUGUGCAGACCAUCGCGACACAGUUGGCGCAUGUAUGUUUGUCGUACGAGACGCCGUCCCAUUGGGAUGCGCCCUCGCUGGCCUAUGCGAUGGUGAUCCACGCCGUCGAAGGGGCAAGUCGGCGUGCGGUCCGCGUACGACCUCUCGCUGCGAUGCUGCCGCUCGCCACGGAGCGUCCGGCGCCGCAUGGUUGGUGGGUCAGCGCUGUUGCGCAAGGGUCUGUUUCUACGGUGUUGGUACGCUAUGCGGAAUUGGAGCGAUGCCUGGCGCGCCAAGUCGAAGCGUUGCCGUGGGUCGCCCACCGUCCGAAGCUCAAGCGAGAGCGUGAUCGUGAUCGGGCCCGAGCGCGUGGCACGUCCGACGGCGCACGGCGUGUAUCGCGGGCGGAUGUAGCGAUGUACAUGCGCGACGCCCUGUUGUGGGCCGAGCAGCAUAUCGCCUCGAAUCACGGUGUGUCAUGGAUGCAGGCGUUUGGUGUGCAGCGACGUGGAACGCCACGAACGUAUACUACGACGUCCAUGGCCGAUCGAUUAAACUUGCAUGGUGCUGCGAUUGAGGCGAUGAGCGACGAGGAUGUGGAUGCGCGUCUCUUUGAGGACGACGAAAUGAAUAUGUACCUACGUACGCCCGCGGAGCAGGCGCUCUGGCUGCAAUGGCAUGCCGAUGUCCCAACCUCUGUACCAGCGCCACCGACCACGCCGCCGUCGAAACGCCAGCGUAUUCGGACCGAGGCGGCGCAUCUGACCACACCCUUGGACCUCGCGGCGCAGCAGUCGUACGACACGGAAUGGGAGGGGGUCGAGCCUUAG
Messenger RNA from Malassezia pachydermatis, 1368 nucleotides. RefSeq lists its product as hypothetical. Bases 1 to 1368 code for a protein of 455 amino acids. The record is from RefSeq and is a predicted model, not a curated record. The transcript is spliced from 2 exons. Lineage: Eukaryota; Fungi; Basidiomycota; Malasseziomycetes; Malasseziales; Malasseziaceae.